Lolium rigidum is the source of this 2883-nucleotide messenger RNA. RefSeq names its product glutamate receptor 2.9-like. The transcript has 5 exons. The record is from RefSeq and is a predicted model, not a curated record. Gene Ontology annotation, cellular component: plasma membrane. Lineage: Eukaryota; Viridiplantae; Streptophyta; Magnoliopsida; Poales; Poaceae. The coding region runs from base 1 to 2883 and encodes 960 amino acids. Gene Ontology annotation, molecular function: glutamate-gated receptor activity.
AUGGCGAGGCACCUGGUACACUCUCCCGGUUCUUUCUUCCUCCUCUGCUUCCAUCUACUUUUGGCUGCGCUGGUGGCCACCGCGCAGAACGCGCCAGUGAAGGUCCGCGUCGGCGUCAUCCUGGACUUCAUGUCGCCAGUCGGGCACAAGCGGCGGAGUAGCAUUCAGAUGGGGGUGGAAGACUACUACGCUGCGCAUCCCGGUUCAGCUACGAGGGUAGAGCUCCAUUUUCGUGACUCCGUGAGGGACGUUCUUGAUGCUGCUUCUGCCGCUGUGGACCUGAUCAAGAACACGCAGGUGCAGGCCAUCAUCGGGCCAAAGACCUCCGCCGAGGCCGAUUUCGUGUCCCGCAUCGGCGACCGUGCGCGUGUCCCGGUGCUCUCCUACUCCGCCACGUCCCCGGCGUUGUCCGCGGCGAAGACACCAUUCUUUGUGCGCGCCGCGGCCAACGACUCCUUCCAGACGGCGCCCAUCGCGGCCAUCCUCGUCGCCUUCAGGUGGCGCGCGGCGGCCGUCCUGUACGAGGACUCUCCCUACGGCACCGAUAUCCUUCCGGCGCUCGCGGACGCGCUCCAGCGUGUUGGCGCGAAGAUCAUGGACCGCACGGCCGUGCCGAGCGACGCAACCGACGCCCGACUUGACGCCGCGCUAUACCACCUCAUGGCCAUGCCGACACGCGUCUUCGUCGUGCACAUGGUUUACCCUGUCGCCGCGCGGCUCUUCCGCCGGGCGAAGAUGGCCGGCAUGAUGUCCGAGGGAUACGUCUGGGUCGCCACGGACGGCGUGGGCAGCUUCAUGGACAUGUCCAGCCCCGAGGACGUCGAAGCGAUGCAGGGCGUUGUCAGCCUCCAGCCGUACGUGCAGAUGACGGAUGCGGUCAAGAACUUCCCAGCACGGCUGAGGGCGAGGUCGCGGCGGGAGAACUCAAGUGACGAUGGCGUUGCCGGCUCGAUCUUGAUGAGGCUCUGGGCGUACGACACGGCAUGGGCGAUCGCUGCGGCGGCCGAGACUGCGCAUGUGCCCGGACCGGCGUUCCAGACACCUAAACGGAGCACCAGGCUGACGGACCUGGACCGUCUCGGCGUGUCAGCCACCGGAACAACACUUCUGAAGGCGGUGCUGGCCACGACGUUCGACGGAAUAUCCGGUAAGUUCAAGCUGGUCGAUGGACAGCGGCAGAUGCCGGGGUACGAGGUGUUGAACAUCAUCGGGAAAGGAGCCAGGACGGUGGGUUUCUGGACGCCAGAGUCCGGGAUCUCGCAGGAUCUAGACGCCAGCAGCGCCAGGGAGAUGAAGCAAAUCCUUUGGCCAGGCGAGCCACGGUCCACCCCGAAAGGCUGGGUGGUGUCACCAAACGCGCAGGUGCUCCGUGUCGCCGUGCUGGUGAAGCGCGGCUUCAAACAGUUUGUGGGCGUCUCCGUCAACUCGACAACUGGAGAGACACAGGUAACAGGCUACUGCAUCGAACUAUUCGACGAGGUAAUGAAGAACCUUCCCUACCCUGUGAGCUACCGGUACGUGCCACGGGAUCCUAGCGUGGAUUCUUACGGGAAAAUUGUGGAUCAGGUGCGCGAUCAGGAAGCCGACAUGAUCGUUGGAGACGUGACGAUCACCGCCAGCAGGAUGACCAAGGUGGACUUCACCAUGCCGUUCACGGAGUCGGGGUGGUCGAUGGUGGUGGCGGUGCACAAGGACACGAGCCCGACCAUGUGGAUCUUCGUGUAUCCCCUGAGCGCAAGUCUCUGGCUUGCCAGCCUUGCCUUCUUCUGCUUCACCGGCUUCGUUGUGUGGGUGAUCGAGCACAGGAUCAACCCCGAGUUCCGGGGCACACCAUGGCAGCAGUUUGGCCUCAUCUUCUACUUCGCCUUCUCGACACUCGUAUUCUCACACAAAGAGAAGCUGGAGAGCAACCUGUCGAGGUUCGUGGUGAUUAUAUGGGUCUUCGUAGUCCUGAUCCUGACAUCUAGCUACACGGCGAGCCUGACGUCGAUGCUGACCGUCCAGAAGCUCCUGCCGAGGGUGACCGACGUGAGGGAGCUACAGAGACGCGGUGACUUCAUUGGGUACCAGGAGGGCAGCUUCGUAAAAUCAUCUCUCCUGGAAAUGGGUUUCGCCGAGGACAGGAUGAGGGGAUACAACACCGAGGAAGAGUACGCCGACGCGCUGUCUAGAGGCUCGGCGAACGGUGGGGUCGAGGCGAUGUUCGACGAGAUCCCGUAUCUGAAGCUCUUCUUGUCGCAGUAUUGCGAUGGCUACGCGAUGCUCGGCCCCAUCUACAAAACCGACGGCUUCGGAUUUGUGUUCCCGAGAGAUUCCCCAAUGACGGGGGAUGUGUCCCGGGAGAUACUCACGUUGAAUGAAGCGGGGAAGAUGUCCAAGAUCGAGAAGGCAUGGUUCGGCGAGCCGGGCACCUGCCGGAGUCAGACAAACUCCGUCGUCGGCCUGUCGUCGAACCUAAGCUUCGAGAGCUUCGGCGGGCUAUUCCUCGUGACCGGGGUGGCCUCCAGCCUCAUGCUCCUCCUCUACCUCGCCACCUUCGCCUACCGCGAGCGCGAUGAGCUCCGGGCAGCAGAGGCCACUACUGCCUCCGGGAGCGUCUCGCUGCCAAGGCUGCAGGCAUGGCUGCAGCAUUAUGAUACAAAGGACCUCCGGUCCCCCGUCUUCAGGAUGAACGAUGAGUCCGUGAGGAAUGGCGUCGUCGAGACCCCGAGGAACGACGGAACGACCCCCUUCAGCGAGCGUAUCAGCUCCGAACUCGAGAUGAACGCCACCUCUUCAGAAGAAACACCAACGCAUGAACCAGGGACCUCGUUCGAGCAUGGGGGCGACAUUGCACCGGCUUCUGCAGAGAUGGAAACACAAGCAGCUAGCCAACUCCACUAG